Messenger RNA from Suricata suricatta (meerkat), 3807 nucleotides. Its product is annotated as KIAA0040 ortholog. Bases 477 to 782 code for a protein of 101 amino acids. The record is from RefSeq and is a predicted model, not a curated record. The transcript is spliced from 2 exons. NCBI's taxonomy places the organism in Eukaryota, Metazoa, Chordata, Mammalia, Carnivora, Herpestidae.
GCGGUCUGUGGGCCCCGGGCGGGGAGCUGGGGCCGAGCCCAGGCGGCGGGAGUGAGGGCGCGUCUGAUUCAGGAAGUUGUGUGUCUGACAUCAGGGGCAGGACGGAGUCGGAGUGAAACCUCAGAAAUGUGAGGCGCCGGCCCGUGGGAGGGCAGAGAACUCACAGGGGGCCUACUCGCUGCGAGGGCAGGUACGCGCCGCCCCCCGCCCCGCCGCUCGGCACCUGGCUCCGCAGGGGGCCGGGCUUCCUCACCGGGACCUUGACCUCAGCGGGGACCCGCGCCUUCAGACCCGCCGCGGGAGACCCCUGCGCCACGGCGCCUGCAGGAAGCCCUCCGGUGGUCUGCGAGCUGCUGACAGUGGCAUGCCCAAACCCAACACUGGAAGAGGAAUAAAUUACAAGUGGACAAGGCUGCAUCCGCUUGAGCCCAGGACUUUCUAGUGCAGUAAGAGUGGCUCCAGUCUAGCCAGGCACCAUGGAAAAAAUCAACUCCUUCUUCAGUAUCAUUUGGGACACUAUCUUGACCAAACACCAACAGGGCCUCUUCAACACCAUCUGCCUGGGCAUCCUUCUGGGGCUGCCACUCCUUGUGGUCAUGACAUUCAUCUUCAUCUGUUGCCACUGCUGCUGGAGCCGGCCAGGCAAGAGUGGCCAACAGACGGAGCGCAACAAGGGGAAGAAGAAAAAGAAGAAGAAGAAGAAGAAGGCUGAAGAAGAUCUCUGGAUCUCUGCUCAGCCCAAGCUUCUCCAGAUGGAAAAGAGGCCAUCGCUGCUUGUCUAGUGAGGCAGGAAACAGAGGCGUCCUGUCUUGGGGACUAAGCCACCUUCCAACUACACACAGGCUAGACAGCAGCAACCCCUAAAGUGAUGCACUCAUGUUCACAGAAGAACUAGCCAAGGAACAAACCUCAGGCUGAGUGUCCCCAUGGAGGACAUCCCAGCAAGAACAUGGACAGUUAUUGGGUACUAUCUUGGCAGCUAUGUGUCCAAUAGCAGUGCUCUUUACUGCAGACUCAGGCAUCCCUUCCACCUGCCUCCAGCAAGCUCCAUAUGCAAACACACAAGGAACACACACAUAAGCACACAUAUGCCCAUUAUGCAGACAUAAGUGCCCACACGCACACACAUAUACACAUGCGUGUGAGUUCAGGCAACAGGUACCUGGGCCAAUGUAUUCUGUUCAUCAAAUGGUCACUGACUACCUACUUUGUACAUUAUCUGCUCUUCCAAAAAUUUCUCAUAGGAAGGCCUGGCCGAAUUCCGGCACACAUGCACAAUUACAUAACCGGAUGUCUUUUCCAUGCACCACUCAGGUUUCCCAUUCCUAUCCCCACACAACCUAUUACUGGAAAUCCUCAUAUUUGGACACUCCAGCAAAAUACAACUGUGCCAGCUUGUAUACUGAUACAGACACACCAAUUUCCUAUGUUUCUUACAUGGGAGAAAAAGAUUUCAAAAUUCAUUGAAAGCUGUAUCUUGCAACUCAUGACAAAGGUCCCCAUCACCAUUGAUAGGUAUCGAAUGCUGUCUACAACCUCUAUUUGAGAUGCUACCCCCAGAACCGCUCAGCAAGGUGCCCUUCUCCAAGCACCAACAAACAGCUCUUGGUGGUGACUUCUAGAAUGUUCUGGAAACCAAGGAAACUCCAUUCACUUCCAUGAACUGCAGUUGUGGGCCUGUGCAAUGCUUUACAGACGGGAAGGAGACGCGACACCUGGCACCUGACCUAGGGAUCACCUCUGUAACCAAAGCUUCGCAGCAGGGAAGGAAUUGAGGCCAUAUCCCAUACAGUUUCUCGGAAGGCACACCGGAAACAAUUCCAUAGGGCUGUAAUGGAUGUGUGGUGUAUUGCGGUGGCAUAUAGAAGUUAGAGUUCAAUGAAAGUAGAAUAAAGCUAUAGAGAGGUUUAUUAAUAUUUUUCUUGACGCUCAGGCAAGUGCCUUGCACACAGUAGGUACUCAGAACUGUCUGUGGAUGCUGCUGGAUACGUGACGAUGUGGAGGGUCCACGCGUAAUAUUUCGCCAAUCUCCCUGAGUGACCUUCUCUUCUGAGCCCCCUAAUUGCUGCAAUGGAUGGAAGCUGGGUAUCAAGUGCCGCCCAGGCCGUGCGCAGAUCUGACCGUCAAAUCGGCCUGCGUGUCCCAAGAUCCAGACAGCGGUACGCUAGGGCCGCACUGAGUUGAGGCGAGUGUCUCCCCAUCAGGCUGAGGUUGGGAGGCCAAGUUAAUCCACGUAUGUGAGGAGCUGGUUGAUAUUUUGACUGUAUUGUGACCAUCUGACAAAGAUGGAUAAUUCCCAAAUUGGGAGCGGGCUAUGCUCUAAAAGGUCAUUUGCAAAUCUGCUGGGUAGCUCUCUCGAAAUAUUUUCCCACAGAAGCUGUUCUAGGUGGCAGUAAAAUUGCAAUUUAAUUAACAGUGUAGCUAAACUAUGAUAUCUACAGUAGCCAAGAUGCUAAAUUCUGCAGGAUUGUGUUCACGGCAAACUGUCCUCCAUUGGCUCCCCUGGGCUGCCUGGCACUCACCUGGCCUCUGGGCAUUCUCCGAGCCUGUGGGGGCAGGCGCCUCGGGGUGCCUGCUGCAUCAAGUCUUCUCACGGGCGACCCUGUGCGUCAGAAUCCAGGCCUUCAUGUGUUUUAAAACCAGUCACAUCCACCUUCUCACACCAAGUGGUCCCCGAUGCCCUGGCCACUCAGACCCCCUAGUCGUCAGCCCCUUCUAGCAGGGAAAGCAGUACUCUCUGGCUGGCUGUCCCCUUGUCCCCGGACGGCUUGUCAUGGAGCAUCUGGCUGCCCCCUUCCCAUCACAGGACAAUUGCUCGUCACCCCACACCAGGUGCACCUGCCUCCGCACGCAGGCCACUGCCCACCAGGACAAGCUCUCCUUCCUGCCCCCCUGAAAUGGAUGACUUGAGGAAGGCAUGGACCUGACGGCUGAGGCUGGGUGUCAGAUGUGAUCUAGGAGAGAGGAUCACUCAGAUCGGGGACCACACAAGUAACAUGGUUGCCAUGGCAACUGGCUGCUAGUUUGAAUUAAGACAGCAGUCAGUUGUCAUUGCCUUGACAAGGCCUCUGUCUCCAGGUAGUACCCUGCUGUCCCCUAAUCAAGUGGAUUUGAACUACCUCCAGGCGUGAAACACCCAGAAACUCCCUUCUCACUUGCUUCCCUAGCCUAGGACUCAGGAGACCCAGAUGCUGAAUGAGGCUUAUGUUUUCCCCACCCUCGCCUCCCUGGCAGCCUUCCCGGGGUCCCCCCAACACCGCCCAGUCUGCUGUAGGCCCCCAAACUCCCGCUGAGCAAGUGCGCCCAUGAAAGGAGCCACAUGCAGUCAUUGGAGUCAUUCCCUGUUCUUCCCAUCAGCCCCAUCUUCCUCUCCCAUGUUUCCUUUUUGUCUUGUUCCUGCUUCUCCCAGCACCCCCUCCCCGGCUCCAGCCUUAUUCCUCUUCACCUCUAGCAGCCGGGGGGUGCCUCUGGACUGGAGCCUGCUUGGUCUGUCGUGGACCAAAAAGGUGAAAAAAAAGAGGCUUGCUAAACAGCACAGGCUUGGGGAGGAGCCCCCAGACCAAGAUCUGAACAGCCCCAGCCGGACCAGGCCGCCGCCAUCAGGGAAGGCCUCCUCCCGAUGUUCAAUGUAUUCUGGUGGCUUGUUUAUUUCUUGGGGGCGGGGGGAAUGUAGAGAAAGGGCCGUCACGUUCUCGAGAAGAGUACAAAUGGACAAAGCUGUAUAGUAUUUGUCAGUACUUUUUUUUUUCUGAAAAAUUCAAACACAGGCAAAAGAAAAAUUUAUUUAAAUAAAAUGCUUGGACAAUA